Mus musculus (house mouse) is the source of this 6161-nucleotide messenger RNA. RefSeq names its product ATP citrate lyase (gene Acly). Gene Ontology annotation, molecular function: catalytic activity; acyltransferase activity, acyl groups converted into alkyl on transfer; ATP citrate synthase activity. Gene Ontology annotation, biological process: coenzyme A metabolic process; citrate metabolic process; acetyl-CoA biosynthetic process. The record is from RefSeq and is a predicted model, not a curated record. Gene Ontology annotation, cellular component: cytosol; ATP-dependent citrate lyase complex. NCBI's taxonomy places the organism in Eukaryota, Metazoa, Chordata, Mammalia, Rodentia, Muridae. Bases 3474 to 5270 code for a protein of 598 amino acids. The transcript has 16 exons.
CUGAGCAAACCACUAUCCCACUGAGCUCUGCCUAGUGUAUCUGACAUUCACAGUUGUAAGGGCAAGAGAGUCUUCAUCGAUGACUGAUCCCUAGAGAAGGUAGAAAUAUCUAAACAAAGACAGUGGCCCCCUCUGACUAUCAGUUUUUGUUUCUAAGGCUUACUUUUUUUUUAAUUAUUUAUUUUAUGUAUAUGAAUACACUGUGAACCUUCAUGUGGUUGUUGGAAAUUGAAUAUUAGGACCUCUGCUUGCUCUGGUCCACCCUGCUCACUCCAGUCAGUCCUGCUUGCUCUAGUAACUCCUCUGACUCCAGCCUAAAGACUUAUUUAUUAUUAUACAUAAGUACACUGUAGCUGACUUCAGAUGCAUCAGAAGUUGCGUCAGGUCUCGCUACAGAUGGUUGUGGGCCACCGUGUGGUUGCUGGGAUUUGAACUCAGGACCUUCGGAAGAGCAGUCAGUGCUCUUACCCACUAAGCCAUCUCGCCAGCCCCUAAGGCUUACUUUUAAGUAUGUGGACUUGAGUGUAUCUUAGCUGGGGUGGGGUGAGGAGUGAUGGAUGUGAGCGCAGGUGCCUUGGGAGAGCAGAAGAGGGUGUUGGAUCCCUUGGUGCUGGAGCUCCAGGCAGUUGUAUCUUUAGUAAGUAAGCCACCUGACAUGGCUGCUAGGAAGGGAAGCCAGGUCCCCUGCAGGAGCACAACCAGCUCUUAUCCCUGAGCCAUCUCUCCAGCCCCUCUGCUAGCUCUUAAUCCUUUCAUUGUCUGCCUCCAGCGCGAUCACGGUUUCCUGGAAGGCGAGGCCUUUGUGCUGAUAGAGCAGCAACAGACAGACUCAGUCUCCAGGGAGCCCUCCUCCCCUAGGGGAAGCGGGCGGAGGCAGGCACCUUCAUUUGGUCCUUAAGCUAGAGAAGAGAGAGGACAGGAAGGAGACCAGGUCAUGGAGAGUGCCCUCCACUCUUAGUAGGGCCAUUAAGGUUGGAGGGAGGGGAGGGGCUUCCUGCUACUGAUGCCAGUGGCCCUCUUGGCUUUGCUUUCUCUCUGCUUAAGGAGGUAAGCACUUGAACUCUGACUUUAAAGCAGGAGGUGUGGGUGGGCAUCGUCCUUAUCUCUGAAGAUGGGUUUCUAUGUAGCAUGGCACUUGGACUCAGUGGGGGCUCCCCUGGGAAUGUCAGAGCCUCACUACUUUAUGGCCUCCUUUAUCACACGACUGUGUUUUUGUCAAGUCUGUAAUCCUGGCUCUCCAAGGUGACCCAGGACCACCAUCUAUGUGGAUAUCUGUUUCAAUUUCCUGGGCUAGAAAGGAUGAGACUGGAUUAUGUGGCAGCUCUUACUCUAAGGUUCCACGUCUUAUAGGAACCCCGGGAUGACAGUAAAUCUAGGUGUUCACGAAUCAAGAGCCUUCUGACUCUUGCAGUAAGAGGCUUACUGCUGGCCUGCAGGAGGAUUUAUUCAGACCUUGAUCUUGGCUAGCCAAGCGUGCCGUAGUACAGUAGGUUAAUAUCAGAGGCCUCUGGGUGAGAUGCAUUGCUCUCCCUAGGGGAGCACAGAAUGUCCCCCAAUGGCUGGUUUCCUUCCCUAGGUCAUUCGGGGAGUUGAAAGGGGAAGACAAUCGAGGGACCUUUCCCUUCUGGCUAGUGGCUGCAUUCCUGUAGCCUCUUUGUACCAUCAUAGCCUUUUCCCUGUUAUUCAAUGAGGGUUUUGCACUCUGUAGACCACUGCCUACUUCUGUCUCCCCGGUUCUGGGAUUAAAAAUGUGAACCACCAUGCCCAGCCUGCUCGGUUCAUUAAAGUCUUCCCUGCUAUUAGAAAGCCUGUCUCAAGAGGAUUGUUCUGAGCAGCCAAGAGACACUUGGGAGAUAAGGAGGGUGGGAGAAUGGGUCUAGGGAUUCGGGUGAGGGCCCUGUGGCCCUGUGCUGGCUUGUGUUGAGAUAAGGCUGGGCUAGCCUCAGCCCUGGCUGCCUCAAGCCUCUGUACAGGACCCCUACUGACCUAGAAUUUGUGUGUAUUUAAAUGCUGAUUGUUGCUGGGUUUCUCUCUAGUUUACAGGCUGAUUAAUACUGUUGGGACUAUAAAGUCCUCAGCAAAACAGGAAGGGGUAAACUUUUUUUCUUGUGCCUCUAAAAAUAAUUUAUUAAGGGUGGAGGUGGUGGCAUGAGCCUUUAAUCCCAGCAUUUGGGAAGCAGAGGCAGAUCUCUGAGUUCAAGGCCAGCUUAGUCUACAAGAGUGAAUUCCAGGUCAGAGCUGCACAAGAAAAUCCUGUUUUAAAAAAACAUUAAUAAUAAUUAAUAAUUUUUAAAAAUUGAGCCAGGCAUGGUGACUCAUACCUCCAAUUCCAGCAGGCAAAAAGCUGAGACUGAGAGAUUGUCACAGAUUAAGGUAUAGUGAGUUCCAGGCAGUCUGGGUUACAUAAAAACUGAAAGUAAAGGGAGAAGAGCUGGUGGUGUGUUAUGAGCCUGCAGUACCAACAGUUAGGAAGGAGAGGCAAGAUCAGGAGUCUAAGGUUGUCCUUAGCUACAUGGUGAGUUCAAGGCCAGCCCCAGUUACAUGAAAUCCUGCUUAAAAACCAGCAGCUGGGGCUCGAAGUAAGGCUCAGAGGUUAACGGCACUUACAGAUCUUGCAGAGGACUUGGUUAGUUCCCAGCACUGAUGUGGCAGAUGGCUCACAUCUGCUCAUAACUAGUUCUGGAGGAUCCGAUUCCAUUUUCUGGUCUCCACAGGCAUUGCACAAGGAGUACACAAUAAACAUACAUGUAGCCAGAACACUUAUACACGCAUUAAAAAUAAAUAAAAAUUAAAAAAUUGUUGCGUGUGGUGACGUAUGCCUUUUUUCCCAGCACUUGGGCGGCAGAGGCAGGCACAUCUCUGUGAUGUUGCUGUCAACCUGGUCUGUACAGCAUGGUGCUUGUCAGCCAGAGCUACAUAGUGAGUCUCUGUCUCAAAAAGACAAACAAGAGACCGGAGAGAUGGCUCCGCUUAAGAGCACUGGCUGGUUUUCUAGAGGACCUGAGUCUAAUUCCCAGAACCCACAUGACUGUGCACAACCAGCUGUUAGCUCCAGUUUCAGGGGAUUCGACGCCCUCUCUGGCUUCCGUGGGCACCAGGCAAACGUGAUUUACAGACAUACCUAAGAGACAAAACACCUAUACAUGUAAGAGAAAUUAAUUAAUUAAUGACAAAUUUGAAACAAAAGAAUGACAAAUACCUUAUUGAGUAUGCAGACCACGGAGUACGUUAUGGAGGACUCCUGAAUCUGUAGCGUAGCUGGGACACUUAGCUUGCCCUGUGAGAACUCUCAGGCAUCUUCCGCCGUGGGCCCUUUUCUGUCUGAGGACUCCUUCUCUGUUCACCGUGGGACUAUUCUCUGGCCACGCGGGUCUCGUUAGACAGUUGUCAUUCCGUCUGCUGCUUCCUUCUAGAAAAACUGAGGAAAGAGUGCCACCCUCUUCAGCCGACAUACCAAGGCCAUCGUGUGGGGCAUGCAGACCCGGGCUGUGCAGGGCAUGCUGGACUUUGACUACGUGUGUUCCCGAGACGAGCCCUCAGUGGCUGCCAUGGUCUACCCUUUCACUGGGGAUCACAAGCAGAAGUUUUACUGGGGACACAAGGAAAUCCUGAUCCCUGUCUUCAAGAACAUGGCUGACGCCAUGAAGAAGCACCCGGAGGUAGACGUGCUGAUCAACUUUGCGUCUCUGCGGUCCGCUUACGACAGCACCAUGGAGACCAUGAACUAUGCCCAGAUCCGCACCAUAGCCAUCAUAGCAGAAGGUAUCCCUGAGGCCCUCACACGGAAGCUCAUCAAGAAGGCCGACCAGAAGGGAGUGACCAUCAUUGGGCCAGCUACGGUUGGGGGCAUUAAGCCUGGAUGCUUUAAGAUCGGGAAUACUGGUGGAAUGCUGGACAACAUCCUGGCCUCCAAACUGUACCGCCCAGGCAGCGUGGCCUACGUCUCACGUUCAGGAGGCAUGUCUAAUGAACUCAAUAACAUCAUCUCUCGGACCACAGAUGGUGUCUAUGAGGGCGUGGCCAUCGGCGGGGACAGGUACCCUGGGUCCACAUUCAUGGAUCACGUGCUGCGCUACCAGGACACUCCAGGAGUCAAGAUGAUCGUAGUUCUUGGGGAGAUAGGGGGCACAGAGGAAUAUAAGAUCUGCCGGGGCAUCAAGGAGGGCCGCCUCACCAAGCCAGUGGUCUGCUGGUGUAUCGGGACCUGUGCCACCAUGUUCUCCUCCGAGGUCCAGUUUGGCCAUGCUGGAGCUUGUGCCAACCAGGCUUCUGAAACUGCAGUAGCCAAGAACCAGGCCUUGAAGGAAGCAGGAGUGUUUGUGCCCCGAAGCUUCGAUGAGCUUGGAGAAAUCAUUCAGUCUGUGUAUGAAGAUCUGGUGGCCAAAGGAGCCAUUGUACCUGCCCAGGAAGUGCCACCUCCAACAGUGCCCAUGGACUACUCUUGGGCCAGAGAGCUGGGUUUGAUCCGAAAACCUGCCUCAUUCAUGACCAGCAUCUGUGAUGAGCGAGGGCAGGAGCUCAUUUAUGCGGGCAUGCCCAUCACCGAGGUCUUCAAGGAGGAGAUGGGCAUCGGUGGUGUCCUCGGCCUCCUCUGGUUCCAGAGAAGGUUGCCCAAGUAUUCCUGCCAGUUCAUUGAGAUGUGUCUGAUGGUCACAGCUGAUCACGGGCCAGCUGUCUCUGGAGCCCAUAACACCAUCAUCUGUGCUCGGGCUGGGAAGGACCUGGUCUCCAGCCUCACCUCAGGGCUGCUCACCAUUGGAGACCGGUUUGGGGGUGCCUUGGAUGCCGCAGCAAAGAUGUUCAGUAAAGCCUUUGACAGCGGCAUCAUUCCCAUGGAGUUCGUCAACAAGAUGAAGAAGGAGGGGAAGCUGAUCAUGGGCAUCGGCCAUCGAGUAAAAUCGAUAAACAACCCAGACAUGCGAGUGCAGAUCCUCAAGGACUUCGUCAAACAGCACUUCCCCGCCACCCCGCUGCUCGACUAUGCCCUGGAAGUGGAGAAGAUUACCACCUCCAAGAAGCCAAAUCUUAUCCUGAAUGUGGACGGCUUCAUCGGCGUUGCGUUUGUGGACAUGCUCAGGAACUGUGGCUCCUUCACCCGGGAGGAAGCUGAUGAAUAUGUUGACAUUGGAGCCCUCAAUGGCAUCUUUGUGCUAGGAAGGAGUAUGGGCUUCAUUGGGCACUACCUUGACCAGAAGAGGCUGAAGCAAGGGCUGUAUCGUCACCCCUGGGAUGACAUUUCCUAUGUUCUUCCAGAACACAUGAGCAUGUAACUGAGCCAGGAGCCCUACUGUAGGAAAAGGAAGACAAAAACCCCCUCCUCAACAAUAUAGUGGACAGAUAGCUGGAAGCAGAGUCCAGUAUAGGCUGGGCCUGGAGCGGAAAUAGCCAUUGAUGUGCAGGCAUGGAAGGCCGACACCCACAGGCCCAUUCAGUCCACACAAAGAAGCUUAGUAUUUUUUUUAUAUAUCUCUCUAUAUAUAAGCAUAGAAAUUUAAAACCAAGCCAAUACCUGUGACAUUUGCUCUGCUACCUGCUGUAUCUAUUAUAUGGAAAAGUCUCAGCAAGCACUGUCAGAAUAGUGUUCUUCUAGGGCCUUAUGAUGUUGCUUUCUUUUUUUUAAUUAGUUAAAAAAUUUAUUUUUCCUCUAGAGGAAGGGAAUGCAAGUUUUAAGAUUUUAAGAUACUAUCUGUAGGACCACUGUCUGGUAUCCCAUUUCCCGUUCAGCUUCACACAACGUGAAGAACACUGUAUUAAUCUGAUUUUUAAGGAUCUUUUUUUUUUCUAUGUUAUGUGUUAAGGGUUUAUUUAGUAUCCCACUGAAAUGUUCCAUGUUACAGACCAGUGUCUACUUAUGUCAAGGGGAGGAGGGCUGGGACCAUUGUAUCCUUAGCCAUUGUUGCACAUGUGGUGUAGUAACUUAAAUGUCAAGUUGUAACAUACAAGUGUUUAAAAUGGAAACGCAAAGCAAAAAGCUGUGAAAUGUCUUGUGUCAGUGUCCUCUGUGUUCAUGCAGCCGACUUGUCUGUUACUGAAGUGUGGGUCCAAAGACUCACAGCUGUUCUGCAUCUGUAACCCACAAAGAUUCUGGGCAGCUGCCACCUCAGUCUCUUCUCUGUGUUAUCUAUCAUGUUUGCUUUAAAUAAACUAGAUAGUAACAAUGG